Molecule: messenger RNA, 4807 nt
Organism: Xyrauchen texanus (razorback sucker)
Lineage: Eukaryota; Metazoa; Chordata; Actinopteri; Cypriniformes; Catostomidae
Gene: peds1b
Product: plasmanylethanolamine desaturase 1
Exons: 6
Coding region: 47-874 (275 amino acids)
Molecular function (GO): oxidoreductase activity
Source: RefSeq, a predicted model, not a curated record
GCGGAAUCAACGGCAACGCAUCCGCUGCGCCCGAACCGGACUAAAUAUGGCGAGCGCCGAGAGCAAAAGCAGGGCUUCGGAAAACUUUCAUACACCCGAAGCAAGUGGAUCGGAUCAGCCGGGCGCAAGAUGGGGUCCACAGCACGCGGGUGCUCGAGAGCUCGCGGAAUUAUACUCGCCAGGAAAAAGAUGUCAAGAAUUGAGCAGUGUGAUUCUUUGCUUUACCCUCAUGGCCUUCAACUUCUGUUACCUGGUAACAUAUUUCCACCUGGGACAUUCCUGGUACAUCCUCCUCAGCAUUGUGGCAGGAAUUUUGACUGCAGAUUUUGCCUCUGGUCUGGUCCACUGGGGUGCUGACACAUGGGGGUCGGUGGAUCUGCCAAUCUUUGGGAAGGCCUUCAUUCGCCCUUUUCGAGAGCACCACAUCGAUCCAACAGCUAUAACACGGCAUGAUUUCAUUGAGACAAAUGGUGAUAACUGUAUGUUAACCAUCAUCCCUCUGGCUAAUAUGGCUGCAAACUUCUUGAUGCUCUCACCAGCGGAGAUCUAUCGGAACUACCCCUGGUACUGUUACAUCUUUGCUCUAGCCAUUUUUGUUACAUUGACCAAUCAGAUCCAUAAAUGGUCACACACAUAUUUUGGGCUCCCACGCUGGGUGACGUUUCUUCAGGACUGUCACAUAAUAUUACCAAGGAAACACCACAGAGUUCACCACGUUUCACCUCAUGAGACCUACUUCUGCAUUACAACAGGCUGGUUGAACUAUCCUCUAGAGAAAUUGGGAUUCUGGAGGAACCUAGAAGAUCUGAUCCAGAGUGUGACAGGAGAGAAACCCAGAUCAGAUGACCUCAGAUGGGCCCAGAAAACCAAGUAAUCUUCCGUUGCCAUUGACCCACUUCCCCUACCUCAGAGCUGAUUAAAGGAGAACAAGCUUGUCUUUUCUUCAUCUAUUUGUCCUCCCUCAGACAGAACAAGAGGAAUGGCAGGAUAUCAAAGCCCAACUUAGAAAGCCAUCAGUUGUUAGAAACAGGGGGUUGACAAAGCGAUUGAAAGCAAUAUUUCACCCUGCUCACUCUAAUCAUCACCCUUUCCGUGUGCAAAAAUUCCAAAUCCAUGUUGAAAACUUGAGACUACUGUUAAUCGUUUAAAACUUCUUAAAGAGCAAAAAACGAAAAUUCGAAAGGUCAAUACUUGAACAAAGUUGCUCUUUUCUGGACAUCAUCUCAUCAUUCAACUGCUAUCAAAGCUUUGCUGGUCUCUGAGGGACUGGUCUUUGCUGUCUUUGGUUUGGCCUUUGGGACUGAUCUUUCUUGCCCUCACCCUCUUCUUAUUUGGGGUUAAAGUGCAGUAAACUAAAGGCAUUUUUGCUCUUUGCCACAGAGGGCUGAAAACCUGUGUCUUCAUCUGUUGCUUGUGUCUGAAUGGACAGAGCAGCAUCAUUUGCAGUCUUACUUCAGUACGCCUUAAAAGAUAAAUCACAGUUAAAAAGCUUGCUUAGCUUGGCCUCAUUACACUCAUACAAAUAUUUUCGUUGUUAAUAAUUUUCUUUUCAAGCACAUUUGCAAUUUUAGAGGUGCUGUAAGCAGUCAGCCCUUGACCUAGAGGUAUGCAUUGUUAGAAGUAUUUUCAGGUAGAUCAAUAUUUAGGUCAUUAGUGUUUUGGUGUGAAUAAGCCAUGAGAGCCAUGUUAAUGUUCUUGCUGCUUGACAUUGGCAUAUAAAUGAUGAAAGCCAAUGAUAUGCCAAAAAGGCCUCUGCUUUCUCAUAUGUAUACAUUUAAAAAAAUGUUGUAUUAACUUCACCUUCGGCAAGGCUGAUGUGAGCAUGACUAGCUGAGUGAUACUAAUUAAAACUCCAUUACUUAGGUUUUAGGUUUGCAUAUAUUGUUACAUAAUAAAUACCCUGUGCAGUUAACUUUAGGCGAGACGUUUAAUGGUAGCAUUUUAAAAGCAUAAUUCACCAAAAAAUUUUCCAGUCUAUCAUCAUUUACUCACCCUUAUGUUGUUCCAAACCUGUAUGGUUUUCUUUCCUCCUUGAAACACAAAAGGAGAUGUUAAGCAGAAUGUUAGCCCCAGUCACCAUUUACUUUGGGUAUUGAAAAAUUGUGCAAUGAAAGUGAAUGGGGACUGAUGCUAACAUUCUGCCUUAAAGGGAUGGUUCACCCUAAAUUUCAAUUUCUCUCAUUCUUUACUCACCAUCAUGCCAUCCCAGAUGUGUAUGAUCUUUUUUUCCCUGCAUAACACAAAUUUAAAGAAUGUCUCAGCUCUGUAGGUCCAUAGAAUGCAUGUGAAUGGUGGCUAGAAACUUGAAGGUCCAAAAAGCAUAUAAUAGCAUCAUAAAAGUAAUCAAUAGGACUCCAGUGGUUAACUCCUACAUCUUCAGAAGUGAUAUGAUGUGGGUGACAAACAGAUCGAUAUUUAAGUCCUUUUUUUUUUUACUAUAAAUUCUCCUCCCUGCCUAGUAGGUGGUGAUAUGCAUGAAUGUGAAUAGCCAAAAACAAAAGAAAAAUAAUGUGAAAGUGAAAGUAGAGAUUUAUAGGAAAAAAGAACUUAAAUAUUGAUCUGUUUCUCACCCACACCUAUCAUAUCGCUUCUGAAGAUAUAUAUUUAACCACUUGAGACAUAUCUAUUAUUUUUUUUAUGUGGCUUUUAUGUGCAUUUUGGAGCACCAAAAUCUGUUCACCAUUCACUUGCGUUGUAAGGACCAACAGCUGAAAAUCUUAGUUUGUGUUCAGCAGAAGAAAGUAAGUCAUACAUAUCUGGGAUGGCAGUAUGGUGAGUAAAUGAUGAGAGCAUUUUCAUUUUUGGGUUAACGUCUACUUUUGUGUUCCCAAUAAGAAUGAAAGCCAUAUAUGCUUGGAACAACAAAAUAGUGAGUAAAUGAUCACAUCAUUUUCAUUUUUGGGUGCAUUCAAGUCACAGCUCCUAGUUCUUAUUUUAUAAUAGUUUGAAAUGUUAGAGUCAGGUAUAGUAGCAUGAUAGAAAAGACAGAUUUUACACCUAAUAACUGCUUAUAAUUAGUUUUAUUUAAUGAUGCACAUUUUCCAUUAUAAAGCUGCAAUGACAAUGGACUAGCAAAAGACUACUAUACUAGUCAUAUUUUUCAAUUAUUAGAAAAAAUUUAGUCGUUCACCUAUGGGAAACAAACAUAUUUGCUUUAAGUGUGUGUCGCUAUUCAAGCAAUGUAGAUUAGCUUGUAUAUUCAUCUUGUAACACACCUCUUCUUAAAAAGAGUGAGGAGGAAAUGAGUUAUGCUCUGCACUUUGAAAACAUAGUUGUGCCAUUUUGGUUUUUAUUUUUUUUUCCCUAACAGAAUGUUAUAUAAUUAAAUGUUACACCCUGUUUACGUCACAUUAUUUGAUCAGUAAAAUAUUUCACCUUCACCCCUCCAAACUGUAAAAACAAUAACCUAAACAAGAUAGGCUCUCUGCUUAUGUGCAUUGUCAUGCCAAACAUGGUAAACCUUGUUACUGUUUGCAGCAAUGUGGUAAUUUGUUUCAGUAGGUCAAGGAUGGGUCAGUAUGGUGACAGUGAAUGUUUAGAUAAGUCAGUUCUACAGAAGGUUUGAUAAAUUGUUUUAGAGAGCACAUUCUUUUGUCCAAGUUGUAUAACUGUUACAAUGGAGUCAGCCAGAACUGUUUAAAAGGAACAUGAAGACAUGUGAAGUGUUUUGGGCUGAUUCAUAAUGUGCCAUGUGCUGUGUUAUGUUUUCUUUCCCUUCUUUUCUAAAUUCAGGAAGAUUUCAUCAGUGGGAUAAUGUAGUAUUUUUGACAGUUGACUAAUAGCUUAUAUAUUUCUAUGAUGAUAUGAGAUGCCAAAAUUAUUUUUGCUCUGCUUAUAAAAGAUCUGUUGUGGUAUGAAUACACACCAGUGGAAAUGUUCCCUGUUCAGAGAACUAGAGCUUAAACCAAUUAAUUUGAUUAUGCAGAAUGUUACAUUUUUGUCAUAGGGUUGAAUUUUCUCCCAUUUUAUUCUUAUUGUUGCGUUUGAUUUGUAUUAUGACAUCAUUAUUUUCUCCAACAUUCUACACUUGUGAGUGUGAAGAAUCAUAUUUCAUAUCGUUACAUAAAUGUGAUAAAUGGGUUUGGAUACACUGAAAAUGAAGAACUUCACCAGCUUUGGCACAUCUCUUAGCUUUUCUAAUCAUUUCAAAUGUUGGAAGGGGUGGAACAACCUUUGUGAUUGUGGUGAAGAGUGAAGACCUCUGUUUGGUCAAGCCUUGUGUACUUCAGUUCUGUUUAUGGUCAUGAAUGGCUCUAGCAUAUCAAUAUUCUAGAUUUUGCUUGAGAAAUGUAACUGGAUCUGUGUGCAAUGUGUAAGGGAGAUUGAUAGUGUGGUAGUAGUGUGACUAUUAUUGAAUAUGCAAGUUUAGAGUGUUAAAGAGAUUUCUCUGACUCUUUCCAUGCACAGUACAGGCUACUACACAGCAGCAUAGAACUGGCCUUGUGGUUAUGAAGAUAUUGAACUAAUCACAUUGUACUUUUUCAAAAAUGUUGUAUUUUCCUUCAGUAACAAACUAAGCCAAUCCCUGGGGACUUUGAGAGAAUUUGCUGCAGCUGUUAUUGGGUCAUUUGAUCUUUGGCAUUUACUGAAUGUUUGUCCUUAUAGAUUUAUUGGGACAAGCUUUUUCAGUUGAUUUUGCAAUUUGCCUCAAAGUCUCACAUUCUGUAAACUCUUAUGUUUUUAUAGGGUGGCUACUUGUUGAAAAAUGAAAAUAACGCCUUAAUGCCUUUUUGUUAUCUCUGAAUUUGGAAACUUUUAUGUCAUUAAGUUCAUAUUUAUAAUAAAAAUUAAUAAAGAACUCACAAGA